Messenger RNA from Naegleria lovaniensis, 1137 nucleotides. RefSeq lists its product as uncharacterized. The record is from RefSeq and is a predicted model, not a curated record. The transcript has a single exon. The coding region runs from base 1 to 1137 and encodes 378 amino acids. Gene Ontology annotation, molecular function: ATP binding; protein serine/threonine kinase activity. Gene Ontology annotation, biological process: protein phosphorylation. Lineage: Eukaryota; Heterolobosea; Eutetramitea; Acrasida; Naegleriidae.
AUGGAACAAAAAUUGCAAUAUGAAAAAGAUGACAUGAACACAUUUAGUAAGGUUUUGGGUCUUUGUUACUUGAAAACCACUGCUUUUUUGUUUUUAUUAGAAGCUCGAUUUGAAGAACUUGUUUGCAAAGAAAGUCUUGAAAUUGUUCCAAAAUACUUUUUGUAUUCAAAACGAUUUCAAAUGGGAUCCAAAAUACAAAUAUUCGACCUUUUCAACCAUGUGUUGAGUUUUUAUGUCGACUAUGUACCUAAGGAUGAACCUGUCACCACUUUGACACCAUACAGACCAACAAUUUCGGUCCCUCUAACAAAUUGGAAAGCCGUUAAGGUUCUUGCUGCAGAGGAAGCAACUUCCAAACCAAAAUAUUCUGGGCGUUUGAGACAGAACAAAAAAGUAGUUGCCGCGGUUGAAGAAGAGCACGCAGACCGAUUUACAUACAUUGUCAAGUCACAGACAUUUAUUAAGAACGUUUCGAAAGAAGAGUUGCAUGUCAUUACUAAGCUUCUGUCCUUGGACACAUACACCAUAUACCUUCCCAAGAUUUUGAAAAUUUACCGAAAUGGCGACGUUGAAUUUGAAUUGCUGACUGCGAUUCAUAUCCACAAUGAGGAAGAUCUUCUAGCUCUAACGAUUGAUGUUUGUAAGGCACUCAAGUUUUUACACAAAAUGAACAUCGUUCAUCGUGACGUCAAGCCCUCAAACAUUAUGCUAAGACGAUUCGAUCAUCCCAAAAACUAUUAUUGGUUUGUGCUUAUUGAUUUUGGUUUAAGCUUUCAUUUUGAAAGAACAGACCAUGGACUUGUCGACUCUUAUUCACACUCUCUUGCCACCGAAAAUGCUGGAACACACCUAUUUAAGGCUCCAGAAGUGAUUGCAAUGGAGGCAUAUGAUGAAAGGAUUGAUAUUUUCUCAUUAGGAUCCACUAUUCUCUCCCUAACGGAUCAGAAACGGUUUUUAACAACAAGAGCGAAGCAAGGAAAUCUUCAAGACAUGGUAGGGCAGUUAAAUUGGAAAUAUCCAACGUUUAAACAUGUGGUAUUCGACAUGCUUUCAGAAAAAUCCGAAGACAGACCGUCUGCAUCAACCAUUGUGGACCUGUUGACCCCAGUCGCGCUCGAUUGUGAAAAAUACUGUUGA